Messenger RNA from Eruca vesicaria subsp. sativa (arugula), 724 nucleotides. NCBI's taxonomy places the organism in Eukaryota, Viridiplantae, Streptophyta, Magnoliopsida, Brassicales, Brassicaceae. The record is from the annotation of a GenBank genome assembly.
GUACUGUCUGAUAAUAUCAAGGAAUGUAAUACCUAAUCGUUUGAUAAAGUUGUAACUUAGGUGUUAAGCUCAUAGUAAAGACACAAACCCUUGUUCUUCUCACUGCCCUGUUUCCUAAUCAUACCCAUAAAUCUAAUUGAUUAGACAAUGAUUAGUUAUUGUGUUAUUAGAUACAUUUUGGUAUUAAAGAUUUAAGCUUUGUGUAAUGUUUUGAUACAAACAGAUGAAUAGGGAGAAGUUGAUGAAGAUGGCUAACACUGUCCGCACUGGCGGUAAAGGAACAGUUAGAAGAAAGAAGAAGGCUGUUCACAAGACAAACACGACCGAUGACAAGAAGCUCCAGAGCACUCUUAAGAGAAUUGGUGUUAACUCCAUCCCCGGUAUUGAGGAAGUUAACAUCUUCAAGGAUGAUGUUGUGAUUCAGUUCAUUAACCCUAAGGUUCAAGCUUCUAUUGCUGCUAACACAUGGGCUGUGAGCGGUACACCACAGACCAAAAAACUGCAAGACAUACUUCCUCAGAUUAUCAGCCAACUUGGGACUGAUAACUUGGAUAACCUUAAGAAGCUAGCAGAGCAAUUCCAGAAACAAGCACCAGGUGGAGCUAAUGUUCCAGCAACUAUCCAAGAAGAGGAUGAUGAUGAUGUCCCUGAUCUUGUUGUGGGAGAGACUUUUGAGACUCCUGCUGCUGAAGAAGCUGCUCAGCCCAAAGCUCCUGCUUCUUAA